Molecule: messenger RNA, 2554 nt
Organism: Penicillium brasilianum
Lineage: Eukaryota; Fungi; Ascomycota; Eurotiomycetes; Eurotiales; Aspergillaceae
Source: the annotation of a GenBank genome assembly
CGAACACGCUUACGACCGUAGGAACAGUCCCACCCCCGAAAAUGGCUUUUGAUGGUCCCAAAACGAACUUGGGCCUCUCCACUUCUAAUCUCUCGACUCCGUGGUUUGCUUAGGGGCUCGUGUUCUUUCCUCCUCUCCUCUCCUCUCCUCUUCUCUUCUCCAUGUCUCUCUCUGCCAUGUCUCCCCCAUAGCCGACGGUCUCCUUUCGGUCCGCCCUUUGAAUGUGCGAUUCUGUACCUCUCAACUUUCGCAUACCAGGAGUCUCGUCAAUUCCCCGUCCUGGCGCCCGGAUCCCGCCUCCGGUGUAGCCCUAGGAAUUCCCCUCCCCCUCCCCUCCCCCCUUCGCCUUCAGAAUGCUUGGCGCAAACAGUUUCGUGGGGCGGCGCAAGUCGCUCUACUUGAGUCUGGCUGUCGCCGCAUCGCUGAUCUGUCUCGUCAACCUCAUAUUCCUGACCCGCGCCGUCGACCACAGCAUCAUUCGUCUCCCGGGCCUAUCGCUGUUCCGCCCAAAACCUAAGCAACCGGAAGGUAGCCUUGCGCACGAUCAGCACCCGAUCGGCGAGUUGAUGAACGAGGCGAAUCGUCGCUGGCAGGUAUAUGAAGAUAGUCGCUCGACCAACUUCCGCCAGACCGUCGCCAAGUAUCGCCAGACCUACGGCCGCCAUCCUCCUCCCGGCUUCAAGGAGUGGUACCAAUACGCGCGCGAAAACGGUGUCUAUAAUGUCGACGACUUUCAGCAAAUCACCGGGGACUUGCGCCCGUUUUGGGCGCUCCCUCCCAAGGAAAUUCGCCAAAUGGCGGCGCGCCUGCAGCAGAGCCCGGGAAUCGCAGGUGUACGGAUUCGCGAUCACAAGGUUGUAUCUCACUCCGAGGGAUGGCGUGUAGAAACUUUGGCCUUGGCCGUGGAGAAGCUCGCCAAACACCUGCCGGACAUGGAUAUUGCGAUGAACACCAUGGACCAGCCUCGCGUUAUGGUAACCUAUGAGGAUAUCCAGAAAUACUUGAAAGUCGAGGAGAGCACGAGGGCGACUCCUCCCGAUGCAGCGGAUGAAUUCACGCAGGGUCUGGAUGAGUUGUACAACGAAGAGGCUGGCAUCAACGAGGAAUUGGAUCCUGGUUGGUUCUCCGUCGCUGGAAAGCCCUAUAUGGAUUUCGCCAAGGAGUCCUGCCCACCGGAAUCCCCUGCCCGAGACGGCAACUUGACGGUGGCAGAUGCAGACAAGCUGUUUAAAUCCUCAUAUGGCGACCUCAUCUCCAACUUCACCGGCUCCACGGAUCUCUGCACGGUGGGACCGGAUAUUGGAGACAAGCAUGGAUUCCUCUUCUCCGCUUCGAGCAACAUGAUCACGAGAAAAUUGCUUCCCGUAUUUGGCGAAUGCAAGGUCAGCGUGAACAACGACAUCCUCUUCCCUGCAAACAUGUAUUUCUUGAAGGAUGAGCGCUAUGUAUACAACUCAAAGCACGACUAUGAAUGGGACGACAAGUCCGACUCCAUGCUCUGGCGCGGCGUAACUUCCGGCGGUAUCCAGGUGGAAGACAACUGGUCCCGCCUCCAUCGCCAACGCUUUGUGCGUAUAGCCAACGCCACCGAGAUGGACUUGGAGAAGGUUUCCAUCCUCGCCGAGGACAGCCAUAACCACUACCAGCAGAUCGAUAAUUUCCGCCCCUCCGACUUUGCCGCAUCCUACUUCGACGUUGGUUUCACCGAGGCCUGGGGCUGCAUCCCUGACUGCUCCUUCUACGAGGGCGUCUGGACAUACAAGGAGCCCAAGGCAUUCUCUGAACAGUUCAAGGCCAAGUAUCUGGUUGAUAUUGACGGCCACAGCUUCUCCGGUCGCUGGCGCGCAUUCCAUCAGAGCAAGUCGCUCGGCCUCAAGGCUACGAUCUUCCGCGAAUGGCACGACUCCCGCCUUUUUGCUUGGCGCCACUUCGUCCCCAUGGACAACCGCUAUGGGGACCUCUACUCCCUGAUGACCUACUUCAUCGGGCUUGAAUCUCCCACCUUGGAGGCCUCCAACCCGAGCCACGGACCAUCUGUUCCCCGUCAUGACUUCGAAGCCGAGGUGAUUGCCUCCCAGAGUCGUGAAUGGGCCCAUCUUGUCCUGCGUGACCAGGAUUUGGAGAUCUACCUCUACCUCCUCCUUCUGGAGUAUGGACGCAUCGUCGAUGAUAACCGCGAGAACAUCGGCUAUAGCGGUGACGGAAGUGAACUGGACCAGUUCGACGCCCAGCACCCGUUUCCCCCAGCAGUGCAGCCCAUUGUCGGUGCGUGAUUGAUGACCACUGCCGGCUGUACAGAAAAUGCAUAAUGGUGUCUGCAUUUUUUUUCCUCUUUAUUUUGGUUCCUACUUCUUAUCCUUUGAUUCCCCUUCAUGGAUGUAUCUAUCCCAUGUCCUAAUGACCGACGCUACAUACUGUCACGAUCUAUCACCCGUUUUUGUACCUGUCCGUUUCAUCUGCAUAGAGUUCUGGUUCAGGUCAUGCCAAUGUAUACUUAGCACAUUAUCAAUUUACUUCUACAACACACUCUAAGGAUUAAUUUCAAUUAUUUGCU